Molecule: messenger RNA, 5348 nt
Organism: Mobula hypostoma (lesser devil ray)
Lineage: Eukaryota; Metazoa; Chordata; Chondrichthyes; Myliobatiformes; Myliobatidae
Gene: card19
Product: caspase recruitment domain family, member 19
Exons: 6
Coding region: 563-1117 (184 amino acids)
Biological process (GO): regulation of apoptotic process
Cellular component (GO): mitochondrion
Source: RefSeq, a predicted model, not a curated record
UUUAUUGUAAACGAGCCCCUUUCAGAGGCCUACCCAACGACAUUAAGAUCAGAAAGCUUCCAGAACAUCUGGCUGACAUACACCUUAAGAUUUAUAUCGUAUACCAGCUGCAAGGUACACGCUAUAGGACCAGGCAAGUGGAAGAAAUGAUAUGACAUCGCCCCUGCUAUUUUAGUCCUUCUGGACGGCUUGGUUUGUGCGUUUCUGCGGUGUGCUCUAAGUGGCCUGAUCCCUGUUAUCAGAGAAUGAGUGUUGGAGGGCCGCACAGAAAACGUUUUACACCAGGUCGGCCUCUAGUGGUUCAGUACUUCAAAUACAAUGCACACUCCCUCUUCCCUGUGAUACACUCAUCCACCAAUUUUUAAACAAGUUUCUGUUUUUUUGAAAUCUGAUCUUCACACUUACACACGGAGUCGUGCUUCCUGUGCCCGCUGCGACUCAUGGCUGUUGGGCAAGGUCGUGUUUGCUUGCCAAGGCUGUAAGCCGACACCGUGAGGUGGGGCUGCUCCUCGGCAAGAGCAAAGGAAACGCGGAAGUCAGGAGCGGCCGAGCGAGCAGCGCCAUGGCAGACUACAGUAGCCGGUUGGACAAGGAUAAAGAGUUUCUAACAAGUCAGGGUACGCUGAGCGAGAAACUGCUGGACAGAAUUGUUCUUCACCUGUUCAGAAUCUAUCCACAAGUUCUGAAUAAUACAGAGGCUGAAAUGUUCAGGAGUCUAAAUACUCCGGCGUGCAUUCGAAUAUCCAAACUCCUCGUUCAUCUGCAGAGCAAGAAUAACAAAGCCUGUAAGGAAUUUUACAACGCAUUGGAGAUAAAUGAUCCUCAGAUUUACGAAAAGCUUCCAAGCAAAUAUCUAGGCAAAAUGACGGAUUCAAUGGGAUUGAACAUUGAUAUCUACCACAGAGAGAAGUACAUACUUAAUAACAGGGGUCCUGCUUUUUUUCUGGCUUGCUUUAGUGUUGCAGCUGGGUUGGCUUUCCUGCUUUAUCACUGCAAGGAAGAUUCCAAAUUUGAAAGUACUGCAAAGAAAAUUGUUGGAUUUUCUUACCUCGGUUUUGGAAAAAGAGCAAGAAGAUACUUGUUAGCAUAUUUGGAAGACCAAUCAAAGAGGAACUGAUGAUAGUGCUUCAGCGAAAAGCAUAUUGAUGUUAUCUGAAAAUGUAUGGGAAUACGUGCACUCCCAUUUCCUAGGGCAGUUCUUCUGCUGCUACCAAAGAGAUAAGAUUUUCUAUUUGUACAUGAAUUAUAUGCACUUGCCAUUUUCCUGCUGCAGGUCAGCACUUUUGGGCCAUGAACCUCAAAUAAGGCAAUGAUAUAGUAAAUAAAUAUUAAGAAAUGCAUGUGUUGUUUGCCUCCUGUGCCCUCACAGUACUGGCUGAUAUGCAUAACAGAUAUUCCGCUAUCCAGUCUUUUUUAAUGACUAUUCCUUAAGACUUAAGUCAGUCAUUUUGGAUAGCUUACUGAACUCCAACAGGUAAAACUUUCAAGUGUUCAGGCUUUGCAAUGGAUAUUACUCUCUGAAAUUUUUGAUAUUUUCCGAAAUAAGUUAAAACUUCCAAUGACAUUUGGUACUGUAGGUUCAGUUACAAGGCAACUAGAUGACCAGGAGUGUACUUUCUGUUUAAGUAGAUAUGAAUGAAGGGAUGGCAGUAGAAGUUAACUCAAAUCUGUUCAAACAAUGAACUGUCAUCAUCUUCUAUAAAUAGAGAUUUUUGCAAAAAGUUGGCCGUCCUCAGAAAAUCUUCUUUCUUUGAGCAAGAAGGCAGCUUCUUAGGCUCCAAGAUUUCUUGGAUGCAACAUAAAAUAUUCAAUCUACAGAAGUUGCAGUUACAUUAUAAUUGUGUGAAAGCAAACUAAAGCAAUCCAUUGGAGAUGUCCUUGCUUACAUCAGUAUUGUCUUCUCCCCCCGCCCCCAAUAUUUAGCGAUCAACAUUUAGCUGUAGUUCUAAAAAUUGGUUUUGAUUUAUCCAACUGUGCUAUCUGACCUGAGAAUGGUUUAAGAUGGCACUGGUGACAACUCACUGGCAGCAAACAAAACUAUCAUCUGUUUUAUUAAUCACAUUUUUUCUGGAAAACAACCACUGCAAUCAGUAGCCUGUCACUUCCCUUUUGGAGCUGAGCUUUUGAACCGCCUCUACCACCUGGCGUUUUUGUAGUGUGAACUGAAGUCUGGAAGGUGCAGGGCAGUUGUGGCGUGGGUGUGUCUGGGCCGAAUCGAGGCAGUGCGGCCUGGUCCCGAGAGCAAGGAACGUGCAUGUGUACGGCCAUCGCUGGAGCGGAUGUGGAGCUGAUUUGAAGCGGCAGGGUCGAGGCAGUGGGGCCCAGGCCUGAAAGCGAGUAACAAGCUGAUGUUUGACUGAUUUAAGUGCCAGUCCAGAUUGGAAAGGUUGGGUAAAGGCAGAAUCAAGGCAGCGGGGUCCAGGCACGAGAGUAAAUCAAAGUGGCAGGACCCAGGUCUGAGAGAGAGGAAUGACUUGAGGUCUGGCCGAUUUAAGCGCUGGGCCAGAUUGAAAAGAGCAGGGUUUUGGGGUCAGAGGUGACGGACAGGCAGGUGUUCAGCUCUCUGUUCGCCAAGGUUUACUCAUUUCUGUGCCGAACUGAGGCUGUGGCCUACAACUAACGGACUCCUGGUUUGGCUGUGACUAGCCUCCUGGCUGUGAACUCACUUACAUGAACUUUAGUUCUGAAUGCUAUUUGCUUAUUUUUUUACUGUUCGAAUGUUUUUUCUUUAGCAUCAAGGGUGUUUGAUGGCUUUAAUUUUUGAAUGGGUUCUAUUGGGUUUCUUUGUUUUGUGGCUGCCUGUAAGGAGAUGAACCUCAAUGUCUUCGAACUCAUUGGCCCAGAUAGAGCUGAAGCUAACCUGCAAGGCCCUGCUUUGUGAUGGAACCUGAGAUGAUGUAUCUGGUCACGUGGAUGAGUCAGAACAAACUCCAGCCAUGAAUUUCCGCUGGAUGUUUGUAGUGGAGAGUAAAGUUCAUAGUUCAAAGAAAGUAUAACAGAAAGAGCAAAUAAGAACAGUUUAACACUUUUGAGUAAUUAAACACUAUUUAAACUCCAAACAAAAUAAUUUAAUAGAAAAUAUAACUUGUUUUAUUCUUGACUUUCUUCUCAGCAGUUUCAUGAUCUCUAUUCAAAUUAAUGUGCUGAGAACAGAACCCACAAUGUGGGCGCAAAGGAAUCUCUUAUAUCCUUAGCUGAAGUUGUUGCUGAAGCCCGGCCACUAAAAUCAGGACUUGCUAGUCCAUGAUCCAGUCCUGCCACACACACUGGCAACUCUGCUUGUCAAUAUAGAUAUUAUAACCUAAGGGUUCUAUCAGGAAUAUCUGGGCUCUUGCUGGAAAGGGGACUGUGAAUCCAUUUGCGAGAGGUGUUAAAUGAAUUUUUGGAGACUGGGAAAGCCUGCAAGGCCCCUGCAGCAUGAUGGCAAUCUGCCCAUGAAGUACUUACCUCCUUGACCUUGUGCUUGGUGCUGACACAUGGACUCAAAUAAGCCGCUUUAAAGGGCAUUUUGAUAUGUUCUUCUACUCAUUUAUCAGUUCUGAAGUUUCAAUCUCUGAUUAAAUUUUGGUUGCUGAUGUUCUUGAUUUUAUAACGAAAUUAUACCACAAUAGAUCCUUUGGUAUGGAGGUUCUGACCGUUGGCGAUCUCUGUUGCACCAUUUCCACGGGUAAACACUUGGAUCUAUUGUCAUCCCGCGUGAGAAAUUGAAUCACUUCACUGCUUAUCAGGAGCUUGAACCCUGGCCAGUAAUUGUAAAUAAGCACAGGAUUGAAGGCUUCCCAUUAAAACUAAUCUGCAAAUUACACUGCAUUUUCUGAUGAGAAGGUAUUAAUCUUUUUUAUGUCACCGGGAAACUGUUUCCCUCUAUCAGUUCCUAGUCAAACAGAAGAUAUUUAACUGGAGUUAGGAAGUUGAAACUUAUAUUUAUAUAAUCGCCCAAUAUACUCUUUAAAUCUCAAUUUUGUAUUUAAGAUUAUAGCUGAUAAUGGUUAUGUUCCUAUAACUGUGUGACUUUUAUUUAGCAAUGUUGAUGUUUUGCAUCUAUAAACAUACCAAAUGGAAAGCAUUCUCAAUUCAGAAUCAUAACUUGUAAUCAGAUGAUGCACAUUCAUUAGAUUUUUUUAUUGCUAUUUCAUUGAUUUCUGUUAAAUGGUAGAACUUGUAAAAUUUGUUUGGAUUACUUAAAGAUGCAAAUUGUCUUGCAUCCUUCAUACAAAUAGAAUUGUUCUGUGGUCUCACUUUGAGCUGUGAAGUGCUGGAAGCUUUGGUCUUUCUGGCUUCAGGGAAUUUAUGGAAUAACACUGUUGUUCUUUUUGAAAUAAUGAGGUCAAGAGAAAAUGUCAAGUACAUUUGACAUUUCUUAUGGAACACAAAGCUGUUGCCUAUAAAUCAGGAAAUAGAAAAUAUAAGGCAUCAAGGUUGAGUGUUUUUGAACUUUUGUCCCAGUGUAAAAUUCCUUUUUAUUUAUAUACACACAUACACUUUUAAUAUUAAAUUUGAUUGCUUCUCGUUACUCUUUGGUGAUGCUAUGCAAAAAGAUUUGCUUGGUAAUAGAUGAGAUUAACUCAGAGCUACAUCUGUACUAAUAUGGAGAGAGAGGAGAGUGUCUGUGUUCAUCGUAUAGGUGUUAAGAUUGCUGAAAGAGAAAGUGAACAAAGAGCACCAAUUUUCAGGGAAUUGCUAUUUAAAAAAUAGAGUAUAAUAUUCGAGGCAUUGUGAUGCAAAAGAUGAAUGCAGAAAUCAAGCUAGUCAGAAAGAGAAACAGAGAAGUAUGCAGGUAAGUAGGACAGGUUUGUUACCUUGCUGUAGUAACAUUUCCAGCAGUAUUAAUCAACGCCCAUACAAGCCACCAGUCAUAAGCCCAUCGCUGUGAUGUAUUUGGCAGUAGCAUUGUUGUUCCAGGUUUCCUUAAAGGAGCAUGAGUGGAGUCCAGGCAUCAGCAGUGUUUUAUAAUAAUAGAAGCAAAUCUCCGGAAUUCUUUGGCGUUAUCCCUUUCGUUUUUGAAAGCAAGUUACCGAGAUGUUCUUUUGAUAUUGAUACCUCAGACCUCGAGAUAGUAAUUGAAAUGUUGUCGUUAUCCCAGUGUCUUGCAGACCAAUAGUUAUUUUUUCUCCAUGAACUUGUUCGUAUCAAUUGGAACAUAAAAAGGGGAAAAGACAUGAAUGUUUGAAUCCAAAGAGUUAACCAGGUUAUGCAAGAAAACGAGGUGAAUGCAAAACCAGGUGUGCAUCUACCAGGGCACAAUGUCAAUGUCAGUCCUGGGUUUGUUUAUUUUUUUUCACAGUUUACCAUGACUAAAACCCAAGCUUCAUCAUGAGCAUUUGUAAUUAGCAAUAAAUAAACAUUUG